CGCGCCGCCUGGCGACGCACGCGCCGCCCGCCCGCAUCGCCGCCGCUGCCCUCGCUGCUGGGCAGCAGCAAGCGCGGGGGCGCGCCGGGCGCCGCGGGCAGCCCCAGUCUGCACAGCAGCAACGACAGCGGCUUCAGCAACGAGACGCCCCCACAGCCAGAGGUCGACUACUCCGACGACGACAGCGUCAGAACAAAUGUCUUCGCCACGGUGAAACUUCGAAAAACGGCAACGAAUGAUCGUUCUGCUCCGUUCAUAUCAUAAAUUUGCGGAAGUUGGAGCUGGAUACAGAGGCUGGGAGAAGAGGGUUUGCGUCAAGAACUGUGAUGAUGGUCGUGGUGGUUCUGGAGUAGUGCCUUCUUUCAAUUUAAUAAUUGUAUAAAGUUUUAUCUAGAAUCAAAUGUUACGCUCAGUGUAGAUACAUUCUAGUCAACAGCAUGUAUUAAAUAUUUUGUUCUCUUAAUGUAUUAUCAACAUUUGAUGUUUUGUCUUCAAGACUAUUGGAAUUUUAUUAAAAUAUACUCUAUUACAAAAA
Gryllus bimaculatus (two-spotted cricket) is the source of this 535-nucleotide messenger RNA. NCBI's taxonomy places the organism in Eukaryota, Metazoa, Arthropoda, Insecta, Orthoptera, Gryllidae. The record is from the annotation of a GenBank genome assembly.